Messenger RNA from Contarinia nasturtii (swede midge), 998 nucleotides. Its product is annotated as trypsin-4-like. The record is from RefSeq and is a predicted model, not a curated record. The transcript has 5 exons. NCBI's taxonomy places the organism in Eukaryota, Metazoa, Arthropoda, Insecta, Diptera, Cecidomyiidae. Gene Ontology annotation, molecular function: serine-type endopeptidase activity. Gene Ontology annotation, biological process: proteolysis. The coding region runs from base 48 to 860 and encodes 270 amino acids.
CAUAUCGAGUUUUUUUCCUAUUAAUAAGUGAAAUAGAAAAAAUUGAAAUGGAUCUGGUCAAGUAUACGCUUGCAAAUUUGUUCGUGAUUGGAUUGGUCUCAGGUCAUUCGCUUACUCUUGACUAUGAUCCAAAAAAUCGUAUCGUCGGUGGAUUUGAAACUUCGAUUGAAAAAAAUCCAUGGCAAGUUUCUUUAUUAAGUUCAGAUUGGCACACAUGUGGCGGUUCAAUUAUCAGUGCGAAUUAUGUAUUAACGGCUGCACAUUGUACCAGUGGUUAUUCGGUUGCUCAGGACGCUGAUUUUCCGAGAAUCAGAUUUAGAGGUGAGUAUUCCGUACGUGUUGGGUCAUCAUCUAAAGGAUCCGGAGGAUCCAUUAUAAAAGUGAAACGUGUCAUUCGGCAUAAAGAUUACAGUGACUAUACACUCGAUUUUGAUUUUUCGCUUUUGGAAUUGGCCACUAAAUUGUCAUUCUCCGUCAAAAUUCAACCAAUUGCAUUGCCCGAUGCAGACAUUUCAAUUAAAGAUGGUGAAAUAUCCCUUGUGAGCGGAUGGGGCGCAACGCAAAAUUCAACUGAAUCGAAUAAAAUGCUUCGUGCAGUAUAUGUUCCAAUUAUCAAUCAACAAACGUGUAAUAAAGCAUACAAUGGAAAAAUAACUGAUCGUAUGAUUUGCGCUGGUUACGAACAAGGCGACUCGGGUUUUGGUGACUCGGGCGGCCCUCUAUCACUCAAGAGAAAUGGCGUUUGGAUAUUGGUUGGUACAGUUUCAUGGGGCGCCGGAUGUGCUCAGCCAAACUAUCCGGGUGUUUAUGGUCGUGUGUCAUCUGUUCGCUCGUGGAUCAAAAACGAAACUGGAAUUUAAAUAAUCGAAUGAAUCACUUCCCACUUACCAAUUAGCUGCGCAAUCAAAGAUUCCCUCUUUGUCUCAAAAACUAAUCAUUUAAUCCAUAAUUUAACUAUUUUCUUUAUUUUUAAUCUGGAAUUAAAUGUUUAACAUUAA